Messenger RNA from Protopolystoma xenopodis, 1473 nucleotides. NCBI's taxonomy places the organism in Eukaryota, Metazoa, Platyhelminthes, Monogenea, Polystomatidea, Polystomatidae. The record is from the annotation of a GenBank genome assembly.
AUGGACUGCAAAUGGGCCGAAGAGCAGCCCUGUGAAGCAGUUGUUCUUAUGGCGUCUCCUGCCCUGGCCGCGGUCAGCCUGGCCGGCAGUUUUGUCUGUAGGCCUGUUGGGUGGUCAGAGCAGAUGCCACAAAUCGGCGUGCCUGCCCCACUGGCAGGACAACCGAUUGAGGAGGGCAAUCGUGUCGGAAAUUCCCCUUCACCGUCUCGCAGUUCCACUCACCUCGGCGACAUCUCAUCAGUCCCGGGGACGGCAACUGAUCCGGCCGUCUCCAGGCCGGACUCAUGCGCACUCGAGGGUCACCACCUCUUCGCCGAAAGGAUCUUCAUCUGUUACGCAUUUAGAGGUGAACUCAUACGGUCUCCGUCGGACGCUCACUCCGACAACCACCCGUUCCGGCUGAGGCACGGGGGCACCACAAGUGUGACCUGGGCCUGGGCGCCACGAGUCCGUAACCGGGCCGACUCUGGUGGUCGGCCAGGGUUGUCUGGCCAUCCUUUCUUCACCUGGGAAGGCCAUCAGAUGAGCAGUCUGCUAACCCAGCCUCAGUCCACACACACACACACAUCGGUAGACACACUGUACGUCACACCAGUUGAGACACAAGUCGAAUUAAGUGAAUAUUCUCUCUCUCUCACACACACACACACACCAUCAGCCAGUCUAGCCGGCUCCAUCUCACGCUGUCCGUCACCCCAACCGAGGCCCGUCGGAGGGGUCUGUCUUGUCACCUCGGCCUCUGUCCGAUGCGUGUUGCUACUUGCUCGCCGACGUGUCGGUUCGUCGUCAGUCACGGCGCCAUUGCGCUGCUCAGCCUGUCUCCGGCGACCGGUGGCUGGCCGACCGGUAGCGAAAAGCCACGACAACCCGGUCGCCGGAGCAGUCGGCAGCCGAGUGCUCCCUUUGUACACCUUUCGAGGCUGGGCCCUCCACGACAACAGCGCCCAUCAACACAAAUCCGCGGGUCGAUGUCGAGUGUGCACAUUCACCACUCAGCAGAGCCACAAAACCCAUUUGUCCCGACUCUGUCUCGACAACACACACACACACACACACACACACGCCAUGCGAUUGUGCAGUGAGAAAGUAAAAGUAAAGAGAUACAGACUGCAACCUGAACCAAUGGGCUGCUCGAACAGGGUCACAAGGCGCCAACUAGUCGACCCGAUCAGUCGGCAUGACACUGUUCGCCGCUCAAACGAGCCAUACAACUCUGGUCGACAUUGUCUCCUCGCCGUUCUCGCCGUUGGCGGCGAACGCCGCUCGUUGUCAGGGCUCGGCGACAAUUUCGCCCCGCCGCUCUGCCUGCAACCGGGGCAACCGAGGGCGUCGAUUGCCGUGUUGCCGGGCUGCACUCGUCUGCUCCUUUUGUCCAGGAUCCCGCACCGUCAUGCCCAACGCCUGCUCUGCCGCCUCGUGACCGGCGCUGCUCUCGGCCGGUCUUCAGGUCGAAAUGGUCGCCACGUGACCUGA